CCCCCUUUUCUCUAGAUGCUACUGUCCCGUCCUUCUCGAGUCUCGACACCGCCAAAAUCCCACCGCGCCGCACCCCCCUGCCUGAGCGCCACGCUGAUGGCUGCGCCGCCACCGGAGCCCGCGGGCGCGGUGCGCCUGGAGAGCCUGGAGGGACUCAUCCUCGACACUGUCAUCUCCAAAGCCGGCGCGCGCACCGCGGCCGCACUCGCCUGCACCAGCACGCACCUGCGAACCGCCGUCGAUGAGGACGCGGUGUGGCGUCGCUUCUGCGCCCAAGACCUCGGCCUCGACGCGCCCCUCGACCCGGAGGACCGUCCGCUUCCCUCCUUCAAGGAUGCAUAUAAAGCUUGGCUUGUGUCUUUUGGUAUGUACCCGCUACCUCUGGUAAAGAGAGUGAAAUUGUUUUGGACUUCAUUGAAAAGCUGGUUGUCUGAAAACUUUCCUGAAGCACUCAGAACUUUGAAUAAAGGUGUUUCUGAAGCUCAGAUAAGAUCAGCAGAAGAUGAUCUUGGUUUCAAGCUUCCUAUGCCCACCAAACUAUUGUACCGCUUUUGCAAUGGUCAGCUGCCUUUUACUGGAGACCACUUUGAGGAUGUGCGCAUGGCUCCUCUUGGCAUAAUAGGAGGCUAUGUGUUCUAUAAUCACUGUGUGAAUGUGCACUUAUCAUCACUUGAGCAAAUUGUUGAAGCGACAAAAGAAUUUUAUCUUGAGUUGAAUGAGCAAGGUGUUUUCAAUGAGCUGAAGCUCGCCUUAGUGGCAACUUCAUGGUAUCAUCCUAAAGCGUUUCUCCUCAAUUGUUCAAAUGGUGAACUUUACGUUGGCACUGCCAACUUACCAGGAGGAGAAAUGAUGUCAUGUGUACCUAAAUCAUUGAUAAAGCCAACUAAUAAUGAUAUGCCCCAAGAUGGAUUACUUUUGUGGUUGGAAGAGCACCUUAGGCGCUUACAGACGGGCAUGAUCAAGACCCGUCCGCUCAAGACAUCGAGGUAUAUCUGCUUAUAUCCAGAAGGAACCCCAUCGUGUACGUCAGCAACGACAAAUGGUGUGAAGGUGCGUGCCUCUGCUGUAUUUGCACCAGAACAUCCUCACUCUCAGGGGCAUGGCAGAAGACAUAUUUACAGUUAUUCCAUUCGCCUGUCAGUUCCUGAGGCAAUCAUGCUAGGUGGAGUUUACUAUUCUUCCUGCCAGCUUCAAUCACGCCACUGGAUCAUUCGAUGCAGAGACAGGGUUGUUUCGGAUGUGCACGGCGAAGGUGUUAUUGGGAAGUAUCCUUCACUAUUACCAGGCCAGGAAGAGUUUGUCUAUGAGAGUUGCACUCCACUGAACGGUAGUCCUGGAUCCGUGGAAGGCUCAUUUACAUUUGUGCCUGGGAGGAAUCUUCUUGUUCUUCUUUCUGUUGGUAUUGGAUCUGAUACUGUUUUCCUUUGGUAAGGCUGACCCGUCCAGAAGGAAAACCAUUCGAUGUCACGGUGGCGCCAUUCCCUCUGGAAACACCGGAGUACAUCUUCUGAGGAUCGUGUGUAGCUAAUGACAGUGCAUCUGGUGGAGAACACCAAACAUACCUCUGGUACUUUGUUCUAUGUAGCGAAGUUGUCUGUCUACCUGGAGUUGAUCUUAUCGAAGUAAUGUAAAUUGUGGCACCUGUUUGCUGUGCGUCUCGGUUGGUUCACUUGGUUGUGGCCAAAAAUCUAGGCGUCGAACUUGUUUGUUCUUAUGCGAUGUUAGUUUCUCUUGGUUUUUUAGGUGAAAGGUUGUUGAUGCCAAAAAUUCUUGCUUUUGUAUUGUGAAGGAAAAAAACGGGAACAAGUGAGAACACGUGGUGAAAACAAGAAAAGCAACUCAUCAUGUUGAGGUUUCCUGCUUCUAA
Brachypodium distachyon (stiff brome) is the source of this 1867-nucleotide messenger RNA. RefSeq names its product F-box protein SKIP16. The transcript has 5 exons. Bases 16 to 1431 code for a protein of 471 amino acids. Gene Ontology annotation, molecular function: protein binding. The record is from RefSeq and is a predicted model, not a curated record. Lineage: Eukaryota; Viridiplantae; Streptophyta; Magnoliopsida; Poales; Poaceae.